Messenger RNA from Sycon ciliatum, 1810 nucleotides. Its product is annotated as N-alpha-acetyltransferase 80-like. Bases 326 to 1072 code for a protein of 248 amino acids. Gene Ontology annotation, molecular function: N-acetyltransferase activity; acetyl-CoA binding. Gene Ontology annotation, biological process: protein acetylation. The record is from RefSeq and is a predicted model, not a curated record. The transcript has a single exon. Gene Ontology annotation, cellular component: cytoplasm. NCBI's taxonomy places the organism in Eukaryota, Metazoa, Porifera, Calcarea, Leucosolenida, Sycettidae.
ACGUGUAGAAGAACUGAUGGUCCGUGACUGCUUUCCAGGAUCGUAAGGCGAAGUGCGUCAGGGAAGCUUUUGAGUGUUUUCUUGGGAUAUCUGCCAUUGCCAGGAGUACUUUGGUUGCCGUCUGGUCUCGUGUGUUAUAAUACUCCCGAACAAUUCUAAGAGGACUUAACGACGUAGCCUGAUCUUAGUGGAGACCCGUGAGGGCACCUGUCCUUCCUGAAAAAAAUUGAUUUGAGUAUUUGAAUACUAGUAGGCCACCACCAGCUUGCAUUGUGGAUACUGGCUGCGCGCGAACACCGUGUAUAACAGUGUUAUUUCUUUUGCAAUGGAUGUACAAUGCAGUGAUGUUUGUGCCAGCACACUUCAUGACCGGCCAGACCUGCUGAUGGCGGCAUGCGAGCUGUUGAACAGUGAGUGGGCACGUGGACUGUCUGCUCGUCAGCACAGUAUAAAGCGAUCGUCGGACGAACUGCCGUGCAGCUUGCUGCUUCUGGCCGGUGCGGACGGAGGAGAGAAGGUGGUCGGGUUUGCACGACUGUCGCGUGUGCUGGGAGCUGGCGACGGCAUGCUUGUCGAGUCCGUCGUGGUCGACAAGACGCUCCGGGGCCGCGGCCUGGGCCGUGCCGUGAUGGAGGCGGCAGAACGCUUUGCCGCGACGCACGGUUUCACAACCGUGUACCUAUCGACGCACGACAAAGAGGCGUUCUAUGCUCACCUGGGCUAUCGACAGUGCGGUCCUGUGGCUCUUCAGCCGAUGUCAACACAGAAUAUGUCGGAGUCGCAGAUGGGAUCUCUUACAGCUCUGUUCGGUAUUGCAACACAGCAGCCGAAACCAUCAGAGCAAGUUGCUCCCUCGACUCGCACUAGUGCCAGUCGAGAGGCAGGCGAUUCAGCGAUUUUGCCAUCGUGUGGUACCAGCGGCUGUGCAGCUGAUGAUGCGGAGUCGGUACCGGCACCUCCACCAUCUGGACCUCCGCCGCCACCACCACCGCCACCACCUCCAACGGCCACAUCCGCCAAAGAGCCAGAACUGCCAAUUGUCUGGAUGAAGAAGCAGCUGCCAGUAUCCUGAAACGCUGGCUACCAUUGUGUCGAGGUCAAUGUAAGCAAUACAUCACAUUCAUCAAUGAUGCUGAUACAGGCCGAACCCCGUGAGCGCUCCGAAGCACAUCUUCACCAAAGUCACAGUGGCACAGGAACAACUCUCCACAAUCCACUUGCUGCAUGCAUAAGCCACAUGUCUGUGUGACUCAGCAGUCGAACAGCGGUGCAGGAACUCGGCGAUCAAUUGUGCAUCUGCAUUUCGUAAGGUGAUUUGCGCAAUGGAAGCACGUUUCUAGGUCCUGGUUACGCCAAGACAGAGUCGCAUAGCCGUGCGCCUGCCGAGACAGGCCCAUCAGUGAAGACUGAGAAGCAGCGAGAGAAUAUUUCCGUGGUGCGUGUAUGUGCUGAUCUCUGUCUGCCGGUGUGCUGGCUGCAUCCGCGGUGGACUGGACAGAGCCGCAGCCGCGGUGGACUGGACAGAGCCACCAUGCUUGGUUUGAUACUAGCCUAGCUUUGGCGGAGCACAACGUGCCGGGCUGUGCUGCAAAUGUCUGAUUCGGCUUGCGACUGCUGAAAUGACGCCUCAUGCUUUGGCGCACUGUUUAGAAUCAGCUCAUUACAAGUAACGUUGAAUGCCGCUUGGUACAGCUUAGCUGGUGAGUGCUGCUUAGCUGGUGAGUGCUGCUUAGCUGGCGAGUGCUGCUUAGCUGGUGAGUGCUGCUUAGCUGGCGAGUGCUGCUUAGCUGGUGAGUGCUGCUUAGCUGGC